AACACUGAUUCCGAUUCCGGUGUCUUUGAAAGUGAUCUAGUUGUGAUGUUGGCGCAAGAAGGCCUUUAGAUGCUCAGUUUCUACUGCUUUUUAAAGCUUACAGGUCUAAUAAAGUUUCUCUCUUUCCCCACAGGAGACAGAACGAUGCCAUCAAAGGGUUCAUGAGAGGAGGCGUAGCUCAGUGGUGGUCAGUUUACCUGGACUUGAUGUCUCACCCGGAGACCUGUUUGUGUCUAACGGAGCCGCAGACAUGAUCAAUGAUUCAAACCUCACUGAUACAAAGAAAUCAAAGUGGCCCUUUUCGAGGCGCAGUACGACUAAAGGGAAGUCACAGGCAGGCACGGUAUCAGAUAUUGAAAAAUACCUUUCAGGGGUGCAGAUUCAAGACUGGAGAAAUGCAGAAAUUCUGAAAUAUAAGGACUUCUCACUGGCUGAGUUCCUCCAGGAUCAGCUCUCGCAGGUGGGUGUUACCUCUGACCCUCAGGGUCGAAAGAGACAAGAGGCCAUCUGGGAACUCUUCACCAGCGAGUGCGUUUACUUCCUGGAUCGGCUCAUUGUUCUCAAAGAGGUGUUUUUUGUCACGCUCACGAACCUGCAGGAGAACAACUGCCUCACGGAUGUUGAUCCAUGGAGCCUGUUUGCAAACCUGAAAGAUCUUUGCCUGGUCAGCCAUAGUUUCCUGAACAGCCUCUUGCGUGUCAUCAAGAACAUGUUGAGUAUUACCCAGGGGGGCGGGCCCACCCUGCUGGAGCUGCUGAGCAAGGUUUUCCAGGAGAGCAUAUGUCACUGCCUGGAGAAGUACUGCCUCAACUACUCCUCAGCUCUGCUUUAUCUGCACAACCUGAUGUCCAGGGAGGACUUUGGAUCAUACGUUAAGUGGUGUGAGAGGAACGAACAGUGCCGGAGGCUGCAGCUACGAGACCUGUUGGUGGCACCUUUGCAGCGGCUAACCAGAUACCCGCUGCUACUGAGGAAUAUUGCAAAGAGAUGUCAGGUGUUGGAGGAAAGCCGAGAGCUGCAGCUUAUAGCUGAGAGAGUGGAGAAGUCUAUAUGUGAUUUGGAGGGGAAGGUCAAGUGGCUGGAUAAUUACCAGAAGAUGAAACUACUGAGAGAUGCGCUCGUGUGGCUGCCUGUUUGGGAAAGAGAUAAACGCGCCUUCAUCCCAGAGAGUCUGAAACAUCUCCUAAAGGCUGUCACUCUGGACAACCUGAUACCCCACAGAAGUCUGCUGCUGGAAGGAAAGCUGGUGCUCUCAGAGAACACAAAGCUCAUAGAUGUUUAUCUGUUCCUGUUUGACGAAUUCCUGCUGAUCACAAAGAUAAAGCGAAACAAGAAGAGGUCUGUUAGUUCUGAGCAGAACCACCUGAGGCUGCAGCAGAACCUGGAGCUGGAUCAGCUGCUGAAGGAGGGAUGCACCUUUACUGUUCUUGAUCAGCCCAUCUCUCUAGACCGCAUGCAGCUUAAGAACAUUGAUCAGCUAAAUGCUUCCACAUCAGGGCUGCCACAUUCUUUCAUCAUAAUGCACCACAACCGGUACCAACAGUGCAUCGGUGCAUUCAUUCUGCAAGCUGCCUCAGAGUCAGCCAAGAGGGAAUGGAUGUCGAAGAUAGAGGGUGCUGUAGCGGCGCUGCUGAAGCUGGACUCUCAGCAGCCGCGAGUCAAGAGCUCCUCACUGUGGCUGGAGUCCUCCCAGAUCUGAUCCCCUCCAGCAGAAUGUCCCAUCUGAAUCCGUCCCAUCGCGUCGGUGAAAGUAGCUGCUCCAAUUCUAGGAUUAUUUUCUAAACUGUUUGCCUUUAAAGGCAGCUGAUAUGUUAGUGUACAAUAAAUAUCUAAUGUCAGAUAUAAUGCCCACGUAGUUUCCUUU
Molecule: messenger RNA, 1864 nt
Organism: Cyprinodon variegatus (sheepshead minnow)
Lineage: Eukaryota; Metazoa; Chordata; Actinopteri; Cyprinodontiformes; Cyprinodontidae
Gene: plekhg7
Product: pleckstrin homology and RhoGEF domain containing G7
Exons: 15
Coding region: 251-1699 (482 amino acids)
Biological process (GO): Rho protein signal transduction
Molecular function (GO): guanyl-nucleotide exchange factor activity
Source: RefSeq, a predicted model, not a curated record